UUAUACACUGUAGUUUGCAGAGCGCGUAUUACGGAGACGUUUCGUUUAUGAUCUGGCAAUGAAGAUGGAUCGGAAGGCAGCAAAUUUUGUUCACUCACAAGCCGUUUCUAGAGACUACAUAUCACAGCCUCGUAUAACUUAUAAAACUGUCUCAGGAGUAAAUGGACCCCUCGUCAUACUUGAUGAUGUAAAGUUUCCUAAAUUUGAUGAGAUUGUGAGACUAACUCUUGCUGAUGGUAGUCAGCGAACGGGACAAGUUUUAGAAGUUUGCGGCAAAAGGGCCAUUGUUCAGGUAUUCGAGGGUACUAGCGGUAUUGAUGCAAAGAACACUGUAUGUGAAUUUACAGGAGAUAUCCUCCGCACACCUGUGUCAGAAGAUAUGCUAGGUCGUAUAUUCAAUGGUUCUGGAAAACCGAAAGACAAAGGUCCAGCAAUCCUUGCAGAAGAUUACCUCGACAUUCAGGGUCAACCAAUAAAUCCAUGGUCACGCAUUUAUCCAGAAGAAAUGAUCCAAACCGGCAUAUCAAGCAUCGAUGUGAUGAAUUCGAUUGCACGUGGCCAAAAGAUCCCCAUAUUUUCCGCUUCUGGUCUACCUCACGAUGAAAUUGCUGCCCAGAUAUGUCGUCAAGCUGGUCUAGUUAAGUUACCCGGGAAAAGCGUUAUGGAUAGCGAUGUAGACAAUUUCGCCAUUGUAUUCGCAGCAAUGGGUGUUAAUAUGGAGACUGCUCGGUUUUUCAUGCAAGACUUUAAGGAAAAUGGUUCAAUGGAGAAUGUGUGUCUGUUUCUAAAUUUGGCGAAUGAUCCGACCAUCGAACGCAUCAUAACACCUCGAAUCGCUCUUACAACAGCCGAAUAUUUGGCUUAUCAAUGUGAAAAGCAUGUGUUGGUUAUCCUUACCGAUAUGAGUUCAUAUGCAGAAGCAUUGCGUGAGGUAUCGGCAGCUCGUGAAGAAGUCCCAGGACGUCGUGGUUUCCCAGGUUAUAUGUACACUGACUUGGCUUCAAUUUACGAGCGAGCUGGUCGGGUUGAAGGUCGAUCAGGGUCAAUCACACAGAUUCCAAUUUUAACUAUGCCUAAUGAUGAUAUUACUCAUCCUAUUCCUGACUUAACAGGUUAUAUUACAGAGGGUCAAAUUUAUGUUGAUCGUCAAUUACAUAACAGGCAGGUUAGUGAAAAACUACUGUAUUUCACUUAUUGGGUUGUUAAUUAGUUUAUUCUUUUAUACGAACCACACUUUGAGUUUAAUGAGUACAUACUUCAGUGUAGUUAGUUUAUCAAAGUUUUAAUGGCCGGAUAUUGAAACUGGAACACUCGUUUAAUCCUAGUUGCGAGUCAUUUGACUUACAUUUUGGCGUUUGGGGUGUUAGGUACUAGGUUUGAAUCAAAGUUUAAACAUCAUUGUCGUGUUACCGGUAAAUUCAUUUGACAAUUACCUAGUCAAAUGAGACGUGCAUCAUGGAUUCUACUGCUAACCACAAUCUAACCAUACUCAGUUAUGACAACCCGUGUUAUGACUUGAAUCAUAUCAGUGCGAAAAUUUAAGGAUUAUUUACCUUAAAAGCGUCAAAUCAUAUUAAAAUUCAACACACUAGUCCAUCAACCUGAAAUGUAAUAAUGGUGUUUGGUAUUUUUGUUAUCCAAUGUGAUUUCAAUUUUUAUAAACAAAUCUAUUUUUUCUUAAGAACGGUGAUACACAUGCACACAAACACAUUUACUUUGCUACAUGGACUUACUGUUAUUUUACAACCUUAAAAAUUCAAUUUAUUCACAUCAAGUUCAUUAGAAAUGUUUCAUGCAAAAUUAAUGUUGUACUAUUAACGUUUUUAAAACAUCAAUUAUCUAAUCAUAAUAAUAAGAAUUAAUUAACUUUCAUGCGUUACAUUAACUAGUAAUCAUACAUCAUUAAUAAUCCGUUUUUAUAAAUAACUGAACUUUUGAUGAUUAUAUUGAAUCUUAACUGAGUUAUUUCUUGUAAUCCCCAAAUGCCCUGGUAUGGUCGAGUGUGGGGUGUCUCCCCUCUCCAAAGGCUCUCAUAGAGCCACGCGUUUAUACCCUCUGUCAAGGAAGUCCCGCUGACUUCCUUUUUGCGGCGGAGUGUUGUUAGCGAAAUUGGGAGGACAAGAAGCGGAUGUCUGGCGCUUAAGCUGUGUUGUCGGGUACUAAGGGUUCACUCUGAUUCCAAACCAAUGGUGUAAAAACCUAUUCUUGGUCACUGGGUGCUAUAUGACUUCAUAUAACGUUGCUUCACUGCCUCGUGGACUAGAUCUGUAAGUCGAAAGUUCGGAGGUCACCCACUAAGAAAACCAUCAGUUUGGAAACCCGGGGAAUAUCCCAGCCUACACAAAUUUGGGGAUUCUUGUGGCGUAUAAAUAUCUUGGUGCAGUUUUUGAAUGAAUGGUUAAUUUUUUCUGACACCAAAUUACUCAUUACUUGAUUAUUACCAUGUCUCUUUUUGAUGGGAAUAUUUCUAUUAUCUGUAUGAAAUGAAAAAUCACAUAGAUCUAUCCUCCAAUCAAUGUGUUACCGUCGUUAUCACGUUUGAUGAAAUCUGCCAUUGGUGUGAAUAUGACUCGUGAAGAUCACUCUGAUGUGUCCAACCAGUUGGUAAGUUUUUGUUGACCUAAAUUUUUGGUUAGUAUGCUUACGGAAGUGAUUAAAAACUAAGUCAGUUUCUUUAAUUUACCGUGGAAAAUUCACGGCUGUCAGUGUUGAAACACUUACGACCAAUUUUAUUGAGGAGUUUAUGUGAUGGAGGAUAACGCUAUUCAGUUGAAUACUCAUCAAACGAAUUCUAUAAAUGUGAAAUAUCACUUACAGGUAUAUUGGAAAAUCAAAUCGAAGCUAUUGAUAGUUUUUUUUAUCCAUUGGUUAAUUCCGUAACACGAUAUCUGCUCUUUGUAUUCGAAAGGAUUGUUAAUAUUAUGCAGAGCGUUUCCGAUCAUAAUGGAGAUCAUAAUUAAAUAAAUGGUAUCGUCAUAAAAUAUCGUCUGGGCAAUGCAUCGCGAAACUCGUCUCAAAGGUUUGCAUUAAAAACUGAUACUGACACUAACUGUUAACAGAGCGACGGUUCAUCUGUUACCAUCUUCCGUAACUAUAAAAAAUAACUAUGCUUAUAAAAUAUUCAUUAACCUAUCGAGAUUCUAUUUGAAGUUCCUAAGAUCAAACCUCUCAGUAACUUGAGAUAUCCUCAAUUGAAGCCAGUAGCCAUCUUAUUGUAAUUCACUAUUUAAUGCUUUAAAAGACAAGAAACCUGUCCUCAAACAAACGUCUCAAAUCAUUGAAUUAUGUAUUCUGUUGAACGCCGUCCAAGGACUUAUGAUUUGCAAACAUUUCUUUGGAUCUGUCUUCCUUUAAACUAAGAGAUUAAAAUCACUUCAAAUCUUCCUUUCUACGAACUAAUUCUAUCUUCCUGUACUAUCUCCUUAUAUGCAAUCCUUCUAUAUAUUACCACCACUGAAUUAACUACUUCUAUGAAUCCGGUGUUCAUCUUGUGCUAAUGCGGUAUGGCAACUUGGACCGAUGCAUAUACGUGCCUGGUCCUACGUUGCAGCUGACUGACUGACUUUGGAUCUUGUUGUGAACUGAUCGUCCCUAGCCCCACAUAACUUCCUUGUGAAGCUCUCAAUUGUCAACCGUGCUCUGGUUUUCUCAAAGGAAUGUUUGACUUUAUCUCUUGCAACUUUGCUAGCUUUCGCACAGCUUUUGAGGUACAUGAGUUUCUCGGCUAUUUUAGAAAAUUGAUUCUGAAGGAUAGAUGGGGAUACAAGCUCUCCCUUUUGGGUGCUGUAAGAAAUUACAUUGGAGCUGUUGUUCAUUUCUAGUUAUUUAUUCUCUGUUUUGAGCUAUUCUUGCGGAUGCUAGACUUUCAAAAGCUAUACGCAGUGUGAUUGGUCCACACAUACUACGACUUUUAAUUCCAUAUAGUGAAUUUUUUCACGGGUGCUAAGUUUCACUACUAUUCAUUUAUCUUCGUAUUUGUAUUACUUACAGAUUAACAAGUGAUCCCUCCAUUUUCUCUUUAUUCGUUUUAUCAACAGUAUGCAUGUUACGCAAUAGGAAAGGAUGUCCAAGCAAUGAAAGCCGUUGUUGGUGAAGAAGCAUUAAGCCCGGAGGACUUACUUUAUUUAGAAUUCCUGACCAAGUUUGAGAAGAAUUUCAUUUCUCAAGGUGCUUAUGAAAACCGUAGUGUAUUCGACUCACUAGACGUUGGUUGGGAACUCUUGCGUAUAUUCCCGAAAGAAUUGUUGAAACGAAUUCCGUCAAAAAUAUUGGAGAAAUACUAUCCUCGUUAAUUGGUUAGUUGAUUUACCCUGUUAUCCUCGAUUGUGAGUAUUCUUACCAUGAAAGUUGCGUUAUUUAUUGGUUGAAGUAAACUUGGAAUAACGUAUAUUAUCGUCAGCUUUUGCAUUCCUAUUUAUUUUCUUUCCUAACAAUUAUCACUCAUAAUUUUCAUUGCAUAUAAUAUAUAUAAUGGUGACAUUAUCCAACCAUCACAAAUUACUUACUCAUAAUUAUGAUUUGAUUUUGUUUAAAUGUUCAUUCCAUUUGCAAAGUUUCCUACCAUAGUUUUCUAUUACACUUUAUUUUCUCUGUUCUGAAUAAUCAAACACUUCGCUUCUCAUUUUUCCUUUACACAUUUCUACAUACAUUAAAUCUUUCUAUCGUUUAAAUUUUCGAAAUAAACUGGAAGCAUAAUAUAAACACACUAGUAGUUGAGGUCUCAUUUAAAUAGGGCUAUGGGUUUCAUUUUUUUAUCUUUCAUUUGAUUUGAUUUUGUGCCCAGAACUUUUAAUUAUCGAUAUUGAACAAAUAUAAUGAUAAUAAUAGUAAUAAUAUAUGUUCUUUACCAGUAAUGUCACUUAAAACAUGCAUACAUAGUAAACACAACAAAAAUGAUACUUGCUCCGAAUUAAGAGAAAUGUGACUUGUAGUACACAAUUUCGUUUUCCAAAUAGUUGGUAGUUUACGGAUGUUUGAAUACUGAUGUACACUGACCACUAACACAUUGCUUUAAUUGUAUUGUGAAAGCUUUUUUUACAGAAGGAGAGAGCGAACAAGUAUUUCACAAUGAGAUAUAAUCAGUUAUAGAAACUGUAAAGUUGGAAAUAAAACGUCGAAUACGAGUCUUUCGGAUGUUUAUAUUUCAUGCAUUCAUUUCGACCAACAGACGAAGAGUUGAAGAGUGGAGGAAGCAAACCAGUCCACUGAAGAUAUUAUUCUUCACAAGUGUUAGUAUAACUCAGACUAGAUGAUACGUAGUCAGACAAAGAAACAGAUGGAUAAAAUGGUACGUGCAUAGACACAUAAAGCACACAUCAGAUACAAAAAGUAGAAAUACAAAGAAAAAGUUAUGAGAUAUAUGUGAAGGUACUCUAAUUAUUAUUGGUAGUAAAAGUAUUAGUACCAGUAGUAACAUUUGUUGUCGUUAUACGAAAUGAAUCACAACUCGAAAGCAACACAAUGAUAUUUGACUAACAGUUUUUAACACGAAUAACAAUUCCUUAUGUUUGAGUUUUUAAAGUUUUCGUCACAACCUAACAUUAGAUGCUCAGCAAAAAUGUAUUCCUAAACGAAAUCCGAUUAAUUCGUUCGUAUACUUCAUUGCUACUCACUAUCUUAAAAGUCCCUUCUCCAUUUGUGUCCACAAGCCAAUUACUAAUGUUAAAGUGUUGUGUGACAGACAUUCAAUCGACUCGAGUUCCUAUUCGCUAAGUCGUACUACAAGAGUCGUUCAUAAAUAGAAUUCACCGUGGACAACACCCAAACCUUAGUCGUUCUCGUUGAGAUUUAACUGUGUGAACGUAAGCACCAGGAAUGAUUACGUCUCACUCACAUUAAAAUUACCCAGUGUAUGUUAUGGCUUACUAUUCCAUGGAUUACAUUGCUUCAUUUAUCACUGAGAAAUUUUGUCUGUAUUGUUUUAGAUAUUCGAUUUUCAUUCAGUAAUGUAACAUAGUCAACUUGAAUAAAUUAUCCUCUUGUAAAUACUUGCUUAUCGAUGUUGUGAGCAGAACGUUUCAUUUUAUGAUUGUGUAUCGAAUUGUAAUUAAAAGAGUAUGGAUUUCAUUUUUAUCUUUUGUGUAUGUUUUUGUUUACGAAAUAGUUCAAUAAACGUGAAUUCAACCAUUUUAA
Schistosoma spindalis is the source of this 6132-nucleotide messenger RNA. Lineage: Eukaryota; Metazoa; Platyhelminthes; Trematoda; Strigeidida; Schistosomatidae. The record is from the annotation of a GenBank genome assembly.